AUGAGGGCAAAGGAGGGACGGGCGCGUCUUCGUCGGCGGGGUCGGGUGGCGACUCGCCCUUGUCGUCAGACAGCCCACCGCCUCCCCCUCCCCCGCCCCCGCCACCGCCAGCAGGAGUACGGCCCCAAGACCUUGUUCGAUGCGCUGGAGUCCCAUCAGUUCGGUAGCCUCGCCCGCCAGCAGUUCGUGUACCAAUACCUCAACGGUCAGCAGUACACACACCUCAUCCAUCCAUCCAUCCAUCCAUCCCUCCAUCUCUCCCUUUCUCAGCCUCUGCCAAGCUCAAGAUCUGCCCCGAGCCGGUGUACCACGAGCGCGUCGUCGACCUGCAGCAGGCCAACUUUGGUCGUGCUGACGUGGACUUCUUCAUCAAUGAGCGGCUGGACUGCGAUCUGGAUGCGGUCAUGCGGUAUGCCGAGAGGUGGGAGCAGGCGCAGAGUGAGCACCUGGAGCGGUCACGGCCCACACGGGGGGGCCGCGACAAACUGGCGCACAAGAGACUUGCUCUGGAGCUAAUGAUAGAAGCGGUAAGGAAGAUAGAGUGCACACGUGUCAUGGAUGUGGUCUAUGAAUGCAGUCCUGCCUGCCUGCCUGUGCAGGUCAGGUCCUUCCGUGAGCUUCACUCGCACGGACUCGUCCACGAACACGUCAAACCUAGAGUACGCACGCAGACAACAUUACACACACACACACCCCAACCAACCAACCACGCAACUCUCCUCCCUCCAUGUGUUCAGAAUAUGAUGGUCAAGUACGGCCACGGCAAGCGUGUGUAUCUGGUGGACCUCAAGCAGUGCCGCCCCGUCCGCGCCAAGCCGACCGACGACGAGGAGACACUCAACAGCCUGCGCCGAGGAUGCCCAGCGCACACCCUCGACUUCAUGCCCAUCGGCACACACGACUGCCACCUCUCCCCACCGGCAUUCAAGUGAGUGAGAGUGGGUGGCCGACAGACUGAUGCGUCCAUCCUCCACAACACUCACUGGCUCGAAGGUGCAUCGUUUCUGUCUGUCUGUCUGUCUGGAUGUGUGCUGUGUGCCUUGCAGGGAUGACCUGGAGGGUCUGGCGUAUGUUCUCUUGUGGUUGAAGGGCCCCCUGCCGUGGAUGACCAAGCAGCUGCACAAGCACGGCAUCCCGAGGCCCUGGCUGACGACUCCCACGAGUCAGCGCAACGAAAUCUGUCAGUGGAAGGAGGAGAUGGACGUAGAGGAGGCGUGUGCCGGGCUGCCCGGUAGGGAGAGAGAUCGGUGAAGACAGGUGGACGUAGCUCAUUGGUCUCUCUCUCUCUCUCUGUGUUCGUGUCUGUGUGUGGGCAGGUGCUGUGUGUGAGUUUGUGAGGGAGGUGCGGAGCUACGGCCAGUUUGAUCUGCCGCGAUACGACCACCUCAUAGAGUUGCUACGAACAGCCAUCGACCAGUGAGUGAGAGAAGACCACACUGAGGAUGGAUGGAUGGAUGGAUGUGCCAAUGUCAUGUUCCCUCUUGCGUCGUGUGUGUGUCAGAUUGCCUGCAUCUGAGCAUGUGCGUCGGCUGCCCUUCUUGGAUGAGGCCCUCACGCCCCCCGGCUGCCGCAUCGCACGACACUUCACCGACCAACACAACCUCACACGACUCAAGAAGCUCGCCACCCUGCCGUCCUCCGCCACCGGCACCCGCAGCGGCACCAGCACCACAGCUACGCCACCCCUCCCCUCACCCACCGAGACCGAGGCAUCGCCAGCACACGAGCCAGCUCCUCCCAGCCUCUCGGCCGCCGAACGUGCACGGAGUCUGGCGUGUCUGCAGUCACCGGACGCGAGUCGGUUUGCUGCCCUCGUGACACCGAGCGAGAUCACGCUUCUCGGCGAGUUCAUGCUGUGGGCGACUCAGCCGGACGGCAAGUGGUACCGGCUGAUCAAGAGGGUGGGCGAGAGGGGCGGCGAGGGCGCGUCGGCGUCUGUCCCCGUGACGCUGGCGGGUCUGCCGGAGAACUGUCUGUGUCGUGUGACGGACUUCAUGACGACCCUCGAGAUCAUUGGCCGUGUGGGCCUGUGGGCAACUGCCUUCCGCUCCCUCGCCAUCAGGCCGGAGUUCCACACGCGGCUGACCAUCGCCGGCGAGCCGCAAUGGCACCGAUUCGACCUCACCGUGUCGAGCCUGUGGGCGCCGCGCAUGACACUCAUCUCGACGGCCGACAUCAAACCCCCCCUACCACUCGUCCCCGACAAGACGGAGAUGCUGGUGGUGACGGCACGUACCAGCAAGCAAGUCGGCGACCCCCAAGUGCGGUUCGACUUCCGCCCAGGCAGUGCUCGCGCGGUGUCGCACAUGAGCCCCUCGCCGCCCUUUGACAGUGUCAAUGACAGCGCCAUGACGCUGCCCUUCGCCUACCCCCUCUCGUCGAUUCUCACUGGCGCCAUCCGGCCCCCAUUCAUCCCGCCCACCCUCCCGGCCGUCAAGUACUACCCCAAGCCGGCGUCAUCCUCGGCCAAGGGCCCCUCCCUGGCCAGCAGCAGUGGCCAGCAGGAGGGAGAGGUGAGCAGCCGCGAGAUGUACCCUGACGUGGCGGCGUAUCUGCUGAAGAAGCAUCCCAAGGCCGACCCCACAACCAAGCAGCAGCGACCGGAGCAGCCCAGCCCCUCCCCCCUCUCAGCCAAAGACGACACAGACACCGCAGGCAAGCCCUCCCCACUCACCGUCGCUUCACAGCAGCAGAACCAGGCGGGCGGCACUGCGGGCGGGGCGGCUGAGGGUGGUGGUGAGGGUGAGGGCGUUGGUGGCGGUUGUGAUGAGCAGCAGCAGGGGCGCCGUGUGGCCAAGAGCCCCCUUCUGCGCAAGUUCGAGACCACCGGCAGCGUCCGCACCAUCCUGCACCCGCGCGAGCCGCACCUCAAGCCGUUCGCCAUCAACGGGGUGGUGGGUGUGCUGGAGGCAUCGCACGCGACGUUGGCCGAGCUGCGUGUGCGUGACGGGAGGGUGGACCUGCCGGAGGUGCCAGCGGCCUACGGCUUCAAGCCGCCCCGUCCGUGUGGCGUCGAUCGGUCCGGUGACGCUAUGCUGGAGUUCCCGAAGCUGACGACUGUGGUGAUGCCAUCGGACAAGGCCAACAUCAACGGAUUCACCAAGGUGAGGGACAGACAGAGGCACACACUGGCGGCCCAUUCACGUGUGUGUCCCUCUGUGUGUGUGUGGUGGGUGGGCAGGUAGCCUAUGUGUGUCGGUGGUCUCUGCCGAAUCUGACGUCUCUGACGGUGUCGGGCGACUGCCGCGAGCAUGCGGCCAGCAGAUCGCCAGACGACCCUAGCUUCUGGCGCAGCCAACUCCGCUCCUGGAGGGCUCUCGCCAGCUCAGACAGCCCCUUCAGACACCACACACAAGUGCCGUACGACGAGGCCACGCGCAUACUCGAGCACGCAGGGGCCGAGCGUCAGAACAGAGACAACCAUCGGUAAGACCACACACGCACACACGAGAUGAGGCUGGCUGCCGGUCGGAUGGCAUGGCCCAUGUGUCUGUCUGUGUGAUGUGUGUGUGUGUGUCUGUGUCAGUGGGGAGAUCCUGGGAGUGUACAUUGGUGUGUGGAUGAUGAAGGCUGAGAACAUCGAUACCAUCAAGGUGACCGGCAUGCCGGUAAGUAAGACAAGACAGCCGAGCCGAGCUGAGCUGACAAGACACCACCGACAGACACCGCCAUGCACACGCUCCCCUCUCUUUGCCCUCCGCUCAUCCCUGCCAGGUUGACGUGUUGACGACCGCGCUUUCGCUGCGCGCCAGGCUGCCCCAGCUGCGCCGCCUGAUCGACGCCAUCAGCCCCGCGGCCACCCAACAGACCCUCAUCCAACUCAAGACCCUCCUGCAGCAGAAGGGCGCGCCACUGGCCGACAAGAUCGUGGUGCCGCUGACAGACGACGACAGGGACCACGACAGUGACAACGAGGGUGAGGAGGAGGGCGAGGAGGACAACGGUGGUGGUGGUGGUGGUGCAGACGGCGGGGAGGGCCAGCAGCGCAGCAAGACGAAGCGCAAGGUCAUCCCGUAUGUCGACCACUGCAUGACCCAGUAGACAACACAAGAUACCGACCAACUAAGCAGGAGGGUGAGGAGGGACGGGGGGAGGGAGGGCGGGAGGGAGGGAGGAAGAGGCCACAGAGGCCGUGGAUGUGUUGUGUUGUGUUGUGUUGUGUGUGCAGGUGGGGUGGCAGGAUGGGAUGGACGACGACAGGACGACAGGACGACACACAGGACCACUGGUCUGUCUGGCUGGCUGGCUGGCUGACUGACUGCAUCACGACUACUGACUGACUGACGGCAUGGAUGCAUCACAUGUGUGUAUCUGUAAGUACCGACG
This is a messenger RNA of Vitrella brassicaformis, 4326 nucleotides long. The record is from the annotation of a GenBank genome assembly. Lineage: Eukaryota; Vitrellaceae.